Messenger RNA from Ruditapes philippinarum (Manila clam), 2086 nucleotides. RefSeq names its product HAUS augmin-like complex subunit 7. Lineage: Eukaryota; Metazoa; Mollusca; Bivalvia; Venerida; Veneridae. The transcript is spliced from 11 exons. The record is from RefSeq and is a predicted model, not a curated record. Gene Ontology annotation, cellular component: HAUS complex. Gene Ontology annotation, biological process: spindle assembly; centrosome cycle. Bases 80 to 1297 code for a protein of 405 amino acids. Gene Ontology annotation, molecular function: microtubule minus-end binding.
UUUUCGGACUGUACUGUAUGUUCCGUCAAGGACAGACUUUAUUGAUGUCAAACGUCUCGUCGAUCCUGAUGAAAAGAAAAUGGCGGCUGCUUUAAAUAGUGCAAAAUCAAAGAAAUUUAAGAAAAAACUCGACGAUCUAGGAUGCCCCUACACAGAAGGAGUGGAGGACUCAUGGAUUGCAGAGCUACUGUUCAAACCAGGAGAGUCAAGAAUCAGACUUUUACAAUGGCUUUUCUCCAAGUUUGAUUCAAAACUGAAUGAGAUACUGGAUCCACAAUAUGCUUCUGUAGAAUCAAAAAUGGAUUCUCGUAUUCAAAGACUGUUGUUUGUUGCUUCAAAUCUUGGCUUGUGUAGAUAUGAUGAUGUGGAUUUAAUCAGGGGAGUGGUUCCAGCCAGCAAACAGUCUGCCUUCAUGGAACACUUGAUUGAUGUCGUAGACAUAGCAGACAAAGCAGAAGAUCCCAAAAAUAAACUUUUCAGGGAGGCCGGAGUUGUAAGUGAAGCCAUGUCUCUAGAGGAGCAACUAUCUCAUGAUUGUGCCUACUUGAAUGCCUUGUGUAGUCAUGGCAACAUAGACUCUAUAUUUAGCACAAAGGUGACCUUGUUGCCACCAGAUCUUCAGAAGAAAGUAGAAUCAAGAUGGAGUCAAGGCGGGAAAAGUACUGAUAAAGCACCAAAGCCAGAUUUACAGAGCAUUGAGGCAGAGGCGAUACAGCUUGGUGAUGAUAUGGCUAGACAAGUUGAACUUCUGCAAGAUUUAAAGAAACACUACGAUUACCAGCCAACAGAUGAUUCUAAGCUGGAAACCAUCUGCAAAACAAUUAGUCUGGUAGUAUCUGAAUUAUCACAGCUGGUUACCGGCUUCACAUACUGUUACGAGAAUGAAAUGAAACACUGGUGUAACAAAUCUCCGCCAAAUCUUACACAGCUGGGUCCGGCCUUUAAACGAGUUCAUAGAUUACUACAACAGUUUGUUCAGUUAUUACAGAAUUUGCGAGCAAUAAGAGCAUCAUAUACUGCAUUAAACAGAGACACAGCUGAAAUAGGUCAGCAGAUGCCUGGACAACACGAUACUUCCCUCACAUUAGUUGGAGUUGGAGAGGAAGCCUUGAACAGUUUACAGGAUGUUGUAGACGUUUUGGAAGAGUCUAUCCAAAAUUCUGAGGUAGUCUCAAGUGCACAAACUACCCCGAGAAGUGUUCGGUCAAGAACGUCACAAAUACCCAGUGUUCAGGUGUCGCCGAGGAGUAUUCGAUCCGAGUCCUCUAGAGCUUCCACACUGAAAUUGGAAAGUUGAUAUCGCUAUUUUGAAGAUACUUUAAACUAACUGGAACUAUUCUGUGAUAAUAUUUUAAGGGAGUUAUGUACCUGACCAGAUGAACUUUUGAUGGAUUAAUUCUACAUGUUCCACUUAAAUAGAUGGUAAUUACACUAUUUCGAAAAAAAAGUAUUGAGCAGACAGAAUUAGAUGCAAAUUCAAAGGGAGACAAAUCUGCAUAAAUUGUAUUAACUAAGAAGUUACCUACCUGUUCAACUUUAAAAUUAAUACAAGGACAUGUAAUUGUGUGUCUUCAAGGAUGUUAAAUGCAUUUAUGUGACACACAGGAAAUAGGAGGAAGUGAAACUAAAAACCACAGAACAUUCCUAAGGAAGUGGUUUUCAAAUGUAGUUCUGUUUGCACCAAUAGGAACUAGUCGACUUAACUACGUGUCAAGGAUUUUGAAAACGCUUAUGACAUGUCAGAUGGAAAUUUUACGAUUAAAAUUUUUAGUUUUUAGAAAAAUUACUGAAUAUGCAUUGACAUUACCCUAUUAUGAAUAUUUCAGAUACAUGUACAGUACAUUGCAACAUUUCUAAAAAUUCAUAAAUAAAAAAAAACAUUAAAAAGAAAAAGGAAAAAAAAGUUGAAUUUUGCAGCAGUUUUAAUUUGAUCAUCUAAAAUGGAGUUUACACAGUUCUACAGUGUUUGGUGCUUUUGUAAAUAAAAAAUAAAUAUGUGAAAUUGACACAAUUGUAAUUUUUAAAACAAAAUAUAAUUUGAUAUUAUUGUGUUUAAGACUAUUGAAAUAAAAUAUUUCAAAAGAAA